This is a messenger RNA of Terrapene triunguis (Three-toed box turtle), 1125 nucleotides long. It is a transcript of the gene IRAK1BP1, whose product is annotated as interleukin 1 receptor associated kinase 1 binding protein 1. Gene Ontology annotation, biological process: canonical NF-kappaB signal transduction; immune response. Lineage: Eukaryota; Metazoa; Chordata; Testudines; Emydidae. The transcript has 4 exons. The record is from RefSeq and is a predicted model, not a curated record. The coding region runs from base 36 to 806 and encodes 256 amino acids.
CGUUGGUUGCUAUGGUGCUGUAACGGGCCUGCAGAAUGUCGCUGUCCGCGCUGCCGCUAUCUCCCGCCCGGGUAUUCGCGGAGCUUUUAGCCCCGCCGCUCGGGGGUCGCGGGCGGGAGAACGAGCCGGUGCCGGGGCUCCUCGGCGGCCGCGGCACCCCAGUGCCGCCAGGGCGGGAGGUUCACGUGAGCGGCAGCGCGGAGCUGUGUGCGGCCCCGGACCGGGCGCGGGUCUCCAUCCGGCUGGGGAGCAGGAAAGGGGAGGCCGAGGAGGCGCGGAGCAGCGUGAGCCGGCGGCUGGAGUACAUCGCGCAGAGCGCCCGGCAGCGCGGGGUGCAGGAAGAAAAUGUGACUGUGACAAAGGAUUUUAGUAGAGUAGAAAAUGCUUAUCAAAUGGAAGCAGAGGUCUGCAUUACAUUUAGUGAUUUUGGAAAAAUGCAGAACGUUUGCAACUUACUCGUUGAGAAACUGGGUAGUUCUGUUAUCAUCAGUCCACCUCACUUCUACCAUACAGCAGAGUCUGUAGACACCCUUCGGCGUCAAGUGUGUCUUGCUGCUGUUGGGAACACACGUCGAAAAGCUCAAGAGGUCUGUCGACUGUUCGGCCAGUCACUGGGAAAACCGCUGCUUAUCAGAGAAGAGGAAAUGAAAGAAUGGGAAGGACAAAUAGACAGUCACCCAUCCAACUCCUCAGACACACUGACUGUGCAGCAGAGAAUCCAAAGUGCUACUAUUUAUGCUUCUUCAAAAAUAUUUGCUAUUUUUGAGAUAAAGGGAAGAGAAAAGAGAAAAAACAAGCGUAUCUAGAAGCAUGUUAAAGCAUUUUUCUUAUUUGUCUCUGACAAAUCUUGGAAUAAAUUUAUGUACUUUAAAGUACAAAUUUAUUCAGUUUUUUCAGACCUGUAUCUUCCUCUGUAAAUGAUCAGGAAAAACUAGUUAUAAUAUUAGUUGUCCGCCCCCCUCCCUUUCCAAAAAAUAAGACCAGAUUGUUCUCAGAACUACCUGGAAAGAGAGAAAUAGUUUUAUCAUGGUUUUUCAAACAAAUUGAAGGUGGACACCCCAAGCUACACUGAAAUCAUUUCAGAGUGGAAGCCGUGUUAGUCUCUAUCAGCAAAAAGAACGAGGA